This is a messenger RNA of Stegastes partitus (bicolor damselfish), 2006 nucleotides long. Its product is annotated as UDP-glucuronosyltransferase 1-1-like. The transcript has 9 exons. The coding region runs from base 51 to 1715 and encodes 554 amino acids. NCBI's taxonomy places the organism in Eukaryota, Metazoa, Chordata, Actinopteri, Pomacentridae. The record is from RefSeq and is a predicted model, not a curated record. Gene Ontology annotation, molecular function: UDP-glycosyltransferase activity.
UUUCUUUGUGUUGGAUUCCGUGCAUUGCAGAUAUAAACGUAGAGAGAACAAUGAGGAAAGCAGCAGUGUUUGUGUUUUUGCUGCUCACCGUAGCUAUGGAGGUGAGUGGUGCUGCAGAUAAGAAGAAGGGAUCCGAGGCAGAAACCCCCAAGAAGGUGAAGGCAAAAGAAGCUGAAACCACUGACACCAUUCCUGCAAGCAAAACCAGUUCUCCAGCUUAUAAAGGUAACCUGCUGGUGGUGCCGAUGGAUGGGAGUCACUGGGUAGGUGUAAAAGCCAUUGCCCAAGAAAUGGGUCGCCGUGGACACCGGGUCACCGUGGUGAUACCGGAGAUCUCCAUGCGGAUGGGCCCGGGGAAGCACUACGACACUGUGACCCAUCCUGUUCCUUAUGAUUACGCUCAUAUGGACAGUGUGCUGUCCACAAACAAGGACGUACUGGAAAAAUCUACACAGUCUUUCCUGGAGAAGGUGCAGGCACGAAUCUCACAGUUUCAGGCCAUUCAUGACAUCAUUCACACCACUGCAGAGAGCUUGCUGUUCAAUGACAGUAUCAUCACACAUCUGGCACAGCAGAACUUUGAUGCCGUUCUGACAGACCCCAUGGUGCCGACAGGCUCACUCAUAGCUCGGAAAUUAGGUCUCCCCACCAUCAACAUGCUGAGGGGCAUUCCCUGUUCCUUGGAUAUGAAGGCUGCAGGCUGCCCAUCCCCACCGUCGUAUGUGCCUCGCUUUUUCACUGGAUUCACAGACAGAAUGACCUUCAAGGAGAGAGUUAUCAACACUUUGGUGGCUUUAUUUGAGCCCCUCCUUUGCCGACUAGUGUACGGGCACUUUGACCACAUAGCCCAUAAGUUCCUGGGAGAGGAGGUGGGCAUUGCCGAAGUGCUGUCAGACUCUGAUAUAUGGCUGAUGAGGAUUGACUUCACACUGGAGUUCCCGCGCCCUCUCAUGCCUAACAUGGUACUAGUUGGCGGGAUCAACUGCAACGUGAAAAAUCCUCUGCCUAAAGAUUUGGAGUCCUGGGUGUCGGGAGAACAUGGGUUCAUAGUGUUCACUCUUGGUUCCAUGGUGUCAGAGCUGCCAGAAAAGAUCACCGCUGUCUUCCUGGAGGCCUUCAGACAGAUUCCACAAAAGGUGAUAUGGAGAUACACUGGGAAGAUUUCUGGUAACGUACCAGAAAACGUGAAGCUGAUGAAAUGGGUGCCUCAGAACGACCUCCUAGCGCAUCCGGGAGCUCGAGCUUUCAUCACUCACGCCGGUUCACACGGUCUGUUCGAGGGACUGUGUCACGGUAUUCCCAUGAUAAUGGUGCCGAUUGCCGGAGACCAGCCUGACAACGCACAAAGGAUGGCGAGCAGAGACGCAGGAGUUGUUUUGGAUAUUACCACCCUCACAGUUGAAAGCCUUCUCCAGAAACUGAACGACGUCCUUUAUGAUGUCAGGUACAAAGAGAAUGUGCAGAAGCUGUCAGAUCUUCAUAAAGAUCGGCCACUCGACCCACUGGAACUGUCGGUGUACUGGACCGAGUUUGUGAUGAAACACAAAGGUGCAAAACAUCUCAAAGCUGCCGUCCACGACCUCAACUUUAUCCAGUACUACUGCCUGGAUGUAGUCGCACUGUUAGUUACUGUGGUGCUGGUUUGUGUAAUGCUGACAGUAAAAUGUAUAAAACUAUGCUUCCGGAAAGUGACUGGGAAGAGAAAGCAGGAGUAACAAGAUCUAAAGAUGACGAUUUGUGCAUCCUCAUCUGUUUAAGGGAAAAAUAGAAAUAAUGUCGUUAUCCGCAAAAAUUUGAUUUAAAAUGUGUGGAAUUAGUUGUAGUAUAAAACAGGCUGAAGAGGAAUCAUGUGGUGAUCACAUAGACAUUUAAUAAACAGAAAAUACAGAAUAUAAUUAGACUCCAUUAGGUAUGGGCUUGAGGGAUGAUCAGUGGCCAUCGUUCGUCGGGGGGAAAAAGGUGUACUCUAUAGCCAGAGCAACAACAAAAGCUCCGAAGCCCCACUU